Messenger RNA from Cladophialophora immunda, 1476 nucleotides. RefSeq lists its product as uncharacterized. Gene Ontology annotation, cellular component: membrane. Lineage: Eukaryota; Fungi; Ascomycota; Eurotiomycetes; Chaetothyriales; Herpotrichiellaceae. Gene Ontology annotation, molecular function: carbohydrate:proton symporter activity. Gene Ontology annotation, biological process: carbohydrate transport; transmembrane transport. The record is from RefSeq and is a predicted model, not a curated record. The transcript has 5 exons. Bases 1 to 1476 code for a protein of 491 amino acids.
AUGAGAGAAUCUCGUUCCUGGUUGAAUGUUGCCAUCGUCCUUUUCGUCUGUCUCGGCUCGAUCUCAUAUGGCUACUCUGCUUCGAUCAUUGCGACCACGCUCGGCCAACCACAGUUUCUUGCAUAUAUGGACCUGCUGCCGUCCAAUCCACAGGCAAACGCAUUGAUCGGCGCCACCAACGGCCUCUUCCAGACGGGAGGCUUGUUCGGGGCCCUGGCAAUCGGUCCCUUCGCGGACAAGUUCUCUCGACGAGGUAGCAUCGCAAUUGCUUCCAGCACACUUGUGUUUGGCGGCGCACUUCAAGCCGCCAGCCAGAAUGUCGGCAUGUAUCUGGCCUUCCGCUUCAUCACGGGUUUCGGUGUCGGUUUAAUCGUGGGAUCUGUCCCCUUGUACCAGAGUGAAGUGUCACCGCCGCACUCCAGGGGCUUGCUCGUUGGACUCCACGGGGUCUUGCUGGCCCUCGGUUACUCUUUGGCAGGAUGGGUCGGAUAUGCCUGCUACACGAUGAAGGGCAACAUGCAAUGGCGGCUACCCCUCGGCCUUCAAUGUGUACCUCCAGGGUUGCUGCUCCUGGGGAUAUAUACACUGCCAGAAUCUCCGAGAUGGCUUGUGCAACACGGCAAGCUCGAGCAGGCGCGCUCAGUGCUUCACAGGAUUCAUCAUGACGCUGCAGACCCCGAGGGUGCCUUUGCAGAGAAAGAGUUCUACGACAUCAAAGCGCAGUGCGAACUCGAAAACACGACUGGUGCGGGGACCUGGAAGAGUCUCUUCACUGGGAAGCAUAACCUCAAGCGCCUUGCGUUGGGCUUCGGGACAAUGUUUGGCCAACAGUGCACAGGCACGAUCGUGAUCAACAACUAUGGUGUCACUCUGUACUCCAAUGUGGGUUUCUCUGGACGGCAAGCGCUUGCCUUGACAGCUGGUUGGGUCACAGUGGCCAUACCGUGCAACAUGAUAACGUCGCUUUUCAUCGAUCGACUUGGCCGUGUAAGGUUCCUCCUGAUCGGGUUCAUCGGUGUGGUGUGCGUCUUGAUAGGCGAGUGUGUCACCCUGUCCGUCCUUGAGCAUCGCACGAGCUUCUCAUUGAGCUGCCUGGCCAUCUUCUUCCUCUUCGGGCACAUCUUUUUCUGCGCGACGUGCAACGACGCCACGACGUACAUCUACUCCUCCGAGAUCUUCCCAACCCAUUUGCGUGCCAAGGGCCUUUCGGUCAGUUUGGCGGGAUUGUUCCUGGCCUCGUUGACCUACACGCAGGCGGCUUCCAGCGCUUUCGCCGCCAUCGGUUGGAGAUACUAUCUGUUGUUCCUGUGUCUCUCGGCCAUAAUGGUCGUCAUCAUAUACUUCUUCUUCCCGGAAACAAAGGGCCUGAGUCUGGAGGAAAUGUCGAGGGUCUUUGGUGACCCUGUUGCCGUGGACGAGAGUGGCGGUGCCGAGGCGGCAGCUGAGAUUAAGGAGUCGGUCGAGAUGAAAGCGUAA